GCGGAGAGCCCUACAGAGAGACUGCAUCCGCUCCUGGUAGUCGCUGCUGCUGCUGUGCACCGCUCUAAAGGAUUUUAAUUUGACACAUAUCUCAGGAUUUUUUAUUUUUUAUUUAUUUUUUUUUUUUCAUUUGAGGGAGAAGGGACAUUUGACUUCAUCUGCAAUUUCAUCAACCAGUGGAUCGUUAUUUGCUUUGGUUUUGUGGGAUAUUUCUUAUAAAAAAAGAUGCCUGCCGAUAUGAUGGAAAAGAACUCCUCAUCCCCAGUCGCUGCAACCCCGGCAAGCACAAACACGACUCCCGAUAAACCCAAGACAGCGUCUGAACACAGAAAGUCGUCCAAGCCAAUUAUGGAAAAGAGAAGAAGAGCCAGAAUUAACGAGAGCUUGGGGCAACUGAAAACCCUCAUCCUGGAUGCUCUCAAAAAAGAUAGCUCCAGGCACUCCAAACUGGAGAAGGCGGACAUCCUGGAGAUGACUGUGAAGCAUCUCCGGAACCUCCAGAGGGCUCAGAUGACCGCUGCCCUGAACACAGACCCCACUGUGCUGGGAAAGUAUCGCGCCGGAUUCAGUGAAUGCAUGAAUGAAGUCACCCGAUUCUUGUCCACCUGCGAAGGUGUCAACACUGAGGUCAGGACGCGACUCCUCGGCCACUUGGCCAACUGCAUGACACAGAUCAACGCUAUGAACUAUCCCAGUCAGCAUCAGCACCAACACCAGCUCCCUUCCACUGCCGGGCCAACACAUACUCCCUUCGGUCAGUCCAUGGUGCAGAUCCCCAACUCGCCUCCCCAGGUCCUGCCCAUGAACCCGGUGUCUUGUAAAGGGGGCUCCUCGCCGGCCAGUUUACCUUCAGACGCCACCAAAGUGUACGGUGGUUUUCAGAUCGUCCCAGCCACAGACGGACAAUUUGCUUUUCUCAUACCCAAUGCGGCAUUUGCGCCGAACGGCCCCGUUAUUCCCGUGUACGCCAACAACGUCAGCACGUCUGUGCCUGUUCCGGCUGCGGUUUCCCCCGGAGCUCCGUCAGGCAACACUGACUCAGUGUGGCGACCUUGGUGAAAAGUGGACAAAGAGACCCUAAAGACUUUAAAAAAUGACACUUAAUAGUUCUCUCUAUGUUCAGUGUUAGUUGUUUUGAUAUUUUUUUUUCUUGUAAAAUGAAAAGAAUAUGCACUAUAGUUGUACAGCUAACAAGGGAGUAAAGUUCAUAUUGAAAUGGGAUUUGUAUUGUGGAAGUCCGUUCACUGCAUUUUUAUAUAUUUGAGUUGUCUUUUUUUACUGUGUGAUGCCAAAGAUAUGUUCGAUGCUCUUAUACUGCUCUUCGUUUUGGAAGACAAAUAAAUUUGUAAAGAUAUUGACAA
Molecule: messenger RNA, 1361 nt
Organism: Mugil cephalus (flathead mullet)
Lineage: Eukaryota; Metazoa; Chordata; Actinopteri; Mugiliformes; Mugilidae
Gene: hes1
Product: hairy-related 6
Exons: 4
Coding region: 226-1059 (277 amino acids)
Biological process (GO): regulation of neurogenesis; regulation of transcription by RNA polymerase II; negative regulation of neuron differentiation
Cellular component (GO): nucleus
Molecular function (GO): protein dimerization activity; RNA polymerase II cis-regulatory region sequence-specific DNA binding; DNA-binding transcription factor activity, RNA polymerase II-specific
Source: RefSeq, a predicted model, not a curated record